ACAUCAGCAUCCUCUAUUCUAUUCAGGGGAGCAUGAGUCUGUUGUUGCGCAGUCUUAUCCGUGUUAGGGUGUAGGAAUUGUAGCCUGACGGAGGAGAGAGAGAUUUCCAAGUGAAGGGACGACGCAACAACAGCUUUGUGGGUUUGGAGAAUAGAGUACAAGUCCUCUCGUGCGCCAUUUUGAGCUACUUCACAGGAGCGAGGGACAGUUUUCCUCAAGUGGGUUUCCCUCCAUGCCCCUUCAUUUGGCACCAAAUCGACGGUGUUUCAAGAUAACGGUUGUGGGAAGCUCUCAGUCUGCGCUUGUAAAUUAAACCCCGGCAUGACCUUAAACCCUUCUUGUGUUUAGUGAGAGGCAGCAGCCAUGCCUUCAAUGGCUGCACUUCUACUUGCUCCUUCAAGCUCUGGCAGUAUCCUCCGGGCCAGCACAAGCGUGGGAGCAUCAUGCAGCCUUACAUCUUCAGAGUGUUGUAGGAGUAACACACAGCGAAUCCAUACGGCAAAUGCGGCAGCUAAAUCAAUGGAAGAAACGGGCUCAGAGGCUCAAAUCGGAAGGGUCAAGUACAAAGCUCCAAAGCGAGUUGCCAUCAGGAGAGGGAAAGGGUGGGUCAACAUGCCAGAGCCUGGGAAUGAGCGAGCACCUGCUGUUCUUAGUCCCACUGCCGCAGUCUUAAUGCGGAAUGUAAUUGCACAGAAAAGUCAUCAGGAUGUGUGGGAUGUCCUCGACGCUCUUCCUCGUGGUAUUGGUACGUGGGAGGCUAUAAUGGAGAAUGUUGCAGAGCUUAGAAGGCUAAGAAAUUGGCGAAGCGUGAUAUUGAUUUUAGAGUGGAUACUUCAAGGAACAAUGUUCAAGCCAGACGUGGGCUGUUUCAACAUGCUAAUAGACGCGUACGGUAAGAGCAAGCAGUGGAGAGAAGCGGAGAAGACUUUUCAUCUCAUGAAGGACUUUCAGUGUUUGCCUACAGAAACCUCUUUUAAUGUCCUCCUGGCUGCCUAUUCUCGUGGGGUCCAGCUCGAGAAAGCCGAAAAGUUGUUUCACGAAAUGAAAGAAUCAAAUUAUUCUCCAGGCAUAGCGACGUAUAACACUUAUCUAGAAGUUUUGGGCAAGUCUGGAAGGUUGUCGCAAGCUGAGGACACGUUUCGGGAUAUGCAGAAGCAAGGAAUUCUUCCAGCAGUCAAUACUUUCACAAUCAUGAUCAACAUUUAUGGUAAAGCUUACUAUUCAGACAAGGCCGAUGAUCUCUUCCGAAGCAUGCGUAAGGCGUUGUGUCCGCCCAAUCUUUAUACCUACACCGCACUCAUGAAUGCUCAUGCUAGGGAGGGGAAUUGUGUGAGGGCUGAGGAGAUAUUUGCGGAGCUCCAAUCAGUGGGCUUUAUUCCUGACGUUUAUACUUACAAUGCCCUGUUGGAAGCAUACAGUAGGGGAGAGCAUCCCACUGGAGCCAAGGAAGUGUUUCAGGCCAUGGUAGAAGCAGGCGUGAGACCAGAUCAAGUUUCAUACAACAUACUCAUUGACGCCUUCGGUCGUGCAGGUUUAACUGCUGAUGCGCAAGCUGUCUACGAUUCUAUGAAGGAGGCAGGGUUUAAACCUACCAUGAAGUCGCACAUGCUUCUGCUAAGCUCUUAUGCUAAAGCAGGAAAGGUCACUGAAGCUGAGCGUUUGGUACGAGAAAUAGAAAAUUCUGGAGUGAAGCCUGACACUUUCAUGUUCAAUUCUCUUCUAAGCGCAUAUGGAAAUUCAGGAAGGAUAGAUGAGAUGGAGAGCUUGUUGGAAUCUAUGGUGAGCAGUGUGGCAAAGCCAGAUAUCAGCACCUUGAACACUCUCAUUAAUGCCUAUGCACAAGGUGGAUAUAUCGAGAAAGCAGAGGAGGUCUUUAAUUCGCUGGAGUCUAAGGGGUUGACACCUGACGUAAUGUCGUGGACCUCACUCAUGGGUGCUUAUGCCCAACGAAAGCUUUUCAGGAAAUGUGUUUCAAUAUUUCAGAAAAUGGUUAAGGCGGGUUGUAUCCCAGAUAGAGCUACUGCCAAAGUAUUUCUUUCUUCUUGUCGUAGUCCAGAGCAGGUGAAGGAGGUCACAGAUAUGAUUGAAAGACAUAGAUAAGAGACUGAUCAGAUGCACAAAAUUGUGCACCCGAUGUCUAAAGGCGAGUGUUGGAUAGAUCGAGUAAUUUUUAGUAUCACUAUUUAAAGCCUUCAUUAUUCUUGAAUCAUGCAGCUCAUGGCACUUGUCAUAUCUGAAAUGUGAAUGCCCUUUGGGAUAGUGAUUAGUGUUCUGCCUUAAA
Physcomitrium patens is the source of this 2281-nucleotide messenger RNA. RefSeq lists its product as uncharacterized. The record is from RefSeq and is a predicted model, not a curated record. Gene Ontology annotation, molecular function: protein binding. NCBI's taxonomy places the organism in Eukaryota, Viridiplantae, Streptophyta, Bryopsida, Funariales, Funariaceae.